AACGACGAUAAAACCAAGUCUCCAUCGUGGUUUAUCGGGUGAAUUAUCAGUUGACCAUUUAGUCGAUCCAGAAUCCCAUCACUCUCAACACCGUAAAAUUGUACAGACCUGAUUCCGCCGAAGCCUCUCCUGAAUCAUGGCGUUCUUACGUCACUGAACACGGACCAGACGAACACGGAAAACAAAGAAGUUAAAGAUCAGCUGUGAAUCUGAUUCCUAGCGACCUGGCCGCCUCCUUGCCCGCCAUUCCUGGGCUCUCCGAACUCCGAGAUCUGUUUGGAGUUCAAGCCUUCGUUCCACUUGAGACCCUUCUCGCGUUCUCGAAAUAAUUGGAGUUUGGAUUUUCUCUCGCUUAUUGUAGCAAAUGGAAGUCUAAAUGUCUUCUUUCUUGGGUUGAAGGCUUCAAAGGACUCAGUGUGCUUAUGCAGAUUAGGUUAGAACAGAUUUUUAUGAGCUACUGUAAUGUUGUUUGCAGUGGAAGGAGGAGGUUUCUUUUCCUCUUCAGCAUCAGGAUACAGUAGUGGUCUUUCCCUUCUGCUUCUUGGACAUAAAAAUGAAGAAAGAAACGUGAAAGUUUCACCUUGGAAUCAAUAUCAAUUGGUUCAUCAAGAUGUAGGUGAUGAUCUAAAGUUGAGCUCAUUGAAAAAUGAAGUUCCACAUGGUUGCUCUUCCUUCACAUGUUUUGGGUGUGGAUCUUCCUGUAAUGAUGGAUCAUUGCAUCCUAAGUUGGAUCCGUUUCACCAUUCUGAAUCUUCAGCAGAAAAUCCUUCAAAUAAAGCCGCCAUAACAAUCAGCGUCUCAUCCGAGCAGAAUGAAAGGAAGGUAUGGCUCAAGAGCAGCCUUAAAAAGCCGUCUACAAAUUGUUGUGUUUUGCUUAGUGACAACGAUGUUGCACGCAACUCCAUGGAAGAGAUUCAGAGCAACAUAUCCUGUUUUACUGGAAGGAGAAAAGUUCAAUGGUCAGAUACAUGUGGUAAAGAACUUACUGAGAUAAGAGAAUUUGAACUCAGUGAUGAUGGCCUUUCCGAUGACGUUUUGGAGCACAAAUAUGCCAGAAGGUGUGAGUGUGUGAUUCAGUAAGGGCUGUCUUCCAUGUUUUUGGUGUUUAUGAUUGCAAUACAAGGAUGGCAAGAAUUCUUCAUUUUUUUUUUUUUUUUUUUUUUUCCCCC
Phalaenopsis equestris is the source of this 1169-nucleotide messenger RNA. RefSeq lists its product as uncharacterized. The transcript is spliced from 3 exons. NCBI's taxonomy places the organism in Eukaryota, Viridiplantae, Streptophyta, Magnoliopsida, Asparagales, Orchidaceae. Bases 463 to 1080 code for a protein of 205 amino acids. The record is from RefSeq and is a predicted model, not a curated record.